AUGUUUCGCUACACACAUUUCACCACAUCAACACGCCAACAUCAACACGCCAACAUCAACACGCCAACAUCAACACGCCAACAUCAACACGCCAACAUCAACACGCCAACAUCAACACGCCAACACAUCAACACAUCAACUCUCAACUCUCAGCUCUCACCAACUUUCAACUUUCAACUCUCAACUCUCACCAACUCUCACCAACUCUCACCAACUCUCACCAACUCUCACCAACUCUCACCAACUCUCACCAACUCUCACCAACUCUCACCAACUCUCACCAACUCUCACCAACUCUCAACUCUCAUCACAACAUACAUUCCAUCAAAACAAGCAUCCCCGCACAGAAUCUCUGGCUCAUUGGCUGUGAGGGAGCACAUUUUUACAAUCACAGGGCUCAUUGGCUGUGAGGAAGCGCAAGUCUUACAUCGCUGGGCUCGUGGCAGCGACAGCCGUGGUCACGGAAGGUCUGGAGUCCUUGGUUUCGCAGAGCCCAUCCUGCGAAGCACACUUGUUGACGCAGAGCCCAUCCUGCGAGGCACACUUGUUGACGCAGAGCCCAUCCUGCGAGGCACACUUGGUAACGCAGAGCCCAUCCUGCGAAGCACACUUGUUGACGCAGAGCCCAUCCUGCGAGGCACACUUGGUAACGCAGAGCCCAUCCUGCGAGGCACACUUGGUAACGCAGCGCCCAUCCUGCGAAGCACACUUGUUGACGCAGAGCCCAUCCUGCGAGGCACACUUGGUCACGCAGAGCCCAUCCUGCGAGGCGCACUUGGUAACGCAGAGCCCAUCCUGCGAGGCGCACUUGGUAACGCAGAGCCCAUCCUGCGAAGCACACUUGUUGACGCAGAGCCCAUCCUGCGAGGCACACUUGGUCACGCAGAGCCCAUCCUGCGAAGCACACUUGUUGACGCAGAGCCCAUCCUGCGAGGCACACUUGGUCACGCAGAGCCCAUCCUGCGAAGCACACUUGUUGACGCAGAGCCCAUCCUGCGAAGCACACUUGUUGACGCAGAGCCCAUCCUGCGAGGCACACUUGGUAACGCAGAGCCCAUCCUGCGAGGCACACUUGGUAACGCAGAGCCCAUCCUGCGAAGCACACUUGUUGACGCAGAGCCCAUCCUGCGAGGCACACUUGAUCACGCAGAGCCCAUCCUGCGAGGAUUGUUGUUCACGCAGACCUAUCCUGCGGGGUAG
Molecule: messenger RNA, 1200 nt
Organism: Penicillium arizonense
Lineage: Eukaryota; Fungi; Ascomycota; Eurotiomycetes; Eurotiales; Aspergillaceae
Exons: 2
Coding region: 1-1200 (399 amino acids)
Source: RefSeq, a predicted model, not a curated record